CGUAGCGCGUGGGGCUUAGAGGAGCCCUCGGGACAAACACAGCUGACUGCGCGCAUGCUAUCUCGGUGGGGACUUCAGCGCAGACCCUAACGCUAGGUUAUAGUCAUAUUGGCUUGGUGGAAAAUAUUUGCGGUGAAGAAACAGGCCGAAAACAGGGGAGGUGCCUGUACGGCUGUCAACAAAGGAGAAGAAAAAGAGGGGGAGUGUAGUCCAGAAGGACCGCUAUAACAACUAAUUCAUUGUCGCUCCAAACUGGUGGACAGACGGCUAAACUGCUCACUCAUUAGGCCAAAACACUCCUAAGCGUGGUGUUUUGAGGAGUUACAGGAGGUGACAUGGUGGACUACUAUAGCAUCUUGGGAGUGUCCAAAACAGCCACUCAGGAUGACAUCAAGAAAGCGUACCGGAAAUUGGCCUUAAAGUGGCAUCCUGACAAAAAUCCAGACAACAAGGAGGAAGCAGAGAAAAAGUUCAAAGAAGUCGCUGAGGCCUAUGAAGUCCUGUCUGACAAGAGCAAACGUGAUGCAUACGACAGAUAUGGAAAUGACAGAAUGCGACACACAGGUUCCUCCAGCUCAGACUUUACAGAAAUGCCAGGCUUCACCUUCACAUUCCGCAGCCCAGAUGAGGUGUUCAGAGAAUUCUUUGGUGGACAGGAUCCCUUUGCCAGCUUCUUCGAUGACUUCUCCUCGUUUGGAAGCUCAUCCUCUCGUCUCAGCCCGGGGCGAUUCUUCUCUUUUCCAUCAGGAGGAGUUGAAUUCUCCUCUUUCUCCACUACCUUGGGUGGUCUGGAUGGGAUGGACAGCAUGGGUGGAGGGAUGGGCAACUUUAGAUCAGUUUCUACUUCCACUCGCAUCAUAAAUGGAAAACGCACCACCACCAAGAAGAUAAAGGAGAAUGGGCAGGAAAGAAUAGAGAUCGAGGAGGAUGGUGUGUUGAAGAGUGUUCUAAUUAAUGGUGUGGAAGAUGAAAUGGCCCUUGCUCUGGAGCUGAGCCGACGAGAGGAGCAGGCCACUCCGAAGCCACGACUCCAGAACAAAACCGCUGAGUCAGACAGAUCCCGCCUGAGCCCUUACACUUCACCCACGCAUCGUUCAUUUAGCUCGGCCCCAUUCUACCACUACGGGGUUGCGGGAGGCAGUGAGGAUGAUGAGGAAGAUGAAGACCUACAGAUGGCUUUGGCAUGCAGCCUGUCAGAAAUGGAAGCCCAGCAGAGAGCUGCUGCUAACGACUACAUAUCAGACUCAGACUUCGAGGCCUUCACAACCUAACCUGAUUGGCUCACGCUGCUCUGUGCCCUUGCCCUGCCCUGAGGUCAAAGAUUAUAUCCCACGAUGCACUUUUCUAUCUCUGCCCACCAUGGCUCCUACCUGCUGAAUGACACUUAUAAGAUAUAUGUAUUUAAUAUGUAUGUGUCUCUGAGUGCAUGUGUGUACGUAGCUCAUUGUGGAACAAAAGACUGAAAACUCUACGGAGGUACAGUAGUUAUAAUCAUCUCUUCAUCAAAUGAUCAUGUUUCUAAUAAAUAUGAAAACUGCACAAAGCAAAAAGAAAGUUCUUGUAAAACACAUGAAGCAGAGAAAAUGAAGAUUUUCCUGCUGAUUUUUUUUUCACAGUUUGUGGUAGCGUCUUUGUGACAAGAUUAAGGCUGUCUAACAUUUAAGAUAAAACCAUAAAGUUGAGGUAAAAAAUUGUAAUACGUUUAUCUUUAACUGUUUUGGAGAGUUAAAAAGCAAAUGUGUGAAGCAUUGAUAAAAUGCUGUGUCUCUUCGUGUUUGUUGUUAUAAGAUAAAAAAAAACCUUUAACCCAUAGAAGAUAUAUAAAAUUUAGAUGUAGCUUAGGGCCAAAAAAGUGAAGUGCAACACAACCUGCAUUCUUUAUAAUUGCCAGGAGGGAGUGACACCUCUGGUUUAAUAGAAAAAUGUCCAAUUGUAUUGAUGUCUUUGAGAAAAUGACCAUACUGCUCCUAUAAUUUGCGACCAUAGUAAGACCUUUUCUGAUGAUCUGAAUUGCUAGUUUCAAGUGUUAAUGUUCAUUUUGUAGAUUAUGGUGUCUGUUGAUGUUAAAAAAGGGAUAAAGCAGGCUGCUAUACUGUAGGGUGGUAGGGUGGGCCCUUGGUUUCUCACUCAGAUCACUCUAGCUCAUCACAUCUUGUUUCCAAAAGCCAAGUUAGUGAGUCAAGAUGCU
Molecule: messenger RNA, 2188 nt
Organism: Pelmatolapia mariae (spotted tilapia)
Lineage: Eukaryota; Metazoa; Chordata; Actinopteri; Cichliformes; Cichlidae
Gene: dnajb2
Product: DnaJ heat shock protein family (Hsp40) member B2
Exons: 11
Coding region: 336-1271 (311 amino acids)
Molecular function (GO): Hsp70 protein binding
Source: RefSeq, a predicted model, not a curated record